GGGGAGGGGCCAGCGGGCGCCGCGCGCUGACUCCGUCUCCGGGCGCCGCCGCCGCCGCUUCCGAGUAAACACCGCGGGCGGGGGCCGCCCCCCCCCUCCCUCCUUCCCCCCCCCCCCCCCCGCCCGCCAUGGCCGGCCGCGGCGCCUUCCCGCUCAGCCCGCUGCCCCCCGCCGCCGCCCCGCCGCCCCCGGGGCCCGGUCCCGCCAUCCUACGGGGCCCCAACCCGGCUCCGGCCGCUGCCGCCGCCCCGGGCUACCGCCCCAUGGGCCCGGCCGCCGCGCAGUACCAGCGCCCUGGGCUGCCACCCGGCAGCCGGAUGCCCAUGGCAGGGCUGCAGGUGGGACCACCUGGAGCUCCCCCCUACGGAGCAGCCUCCCCGAUGAGACCCGGCCUGCCGCAGUCGAUGAUGGACCCCUUCAGGAAGCGCCUGCUGACCCCCCAGGCACAGCCGCCGCUGGCCACCCAGAGGAGAGGGGUGAAAAGGAGGAAGAUGGCUGACAAGGUCCUGCCGCAGAGGAUCCGGGAACUGGUCCCAGAAUCCCAGGCCUACAUGGACCUCCUCGCCUUUGAGCGCAAGCUGGACCAAACCAUCGCUCGGAAGAGGAUGGAGAUUCAGGAGGCCAUUAAGAAACCACUGACGCAAAAGCGGAAGCUGAGGAUUUACAUCUCCAACACUUUCACCCCAGCCAAAGAAGAAGGGGAGGGUGGUGAGCGCGUGGCCUCCUGGGAGCUACGAGUGGAGGGCAAACUGCUGGAGGACCCGAGCAAGCAGAAGAGGAAGUUCUCCUCCUUUUUCAAGAGCCUCGUCAUCGAGCUGGACAAAGAGCUGUACGGGCCAGACAACCAUCUGGUGGAGUGGCACCGGCUGCCCACAACCCAGGAGACCGACGGCUUCCAAGUGAAGCGGCCCGGUGAUGUUAAUGUGAAAUGCACUCUGCUGCUCAUGCUGGAUCACCAGCCACCACAGUACAAACUGGACCCUCGCCUGGCUCGCCUGCUCGGGGUGCACACCCAGACCCGUGCCAGCAUCAUGCAGGCGCUCUGGCUCUACAUCAAGCACAACAAGCUGCAGGACAGUCACGAGAAGGAGUACAUCAACUGCAACCGCUACUUCCGCCAGAUCUUUAACUGCGUCCGCAUGCGCUUCUCUGAGAUCCCCAUGAAGCUGGCGGGGCUCCUGCAGCACCCAGAUCCCAUCAUCAUCAACCACACCAUCAGCGUGGACCCCAAUGACCAGAAGAAGACGGCCUGCUAUGACAUCGAUGUGGAGGUAGACGAUCCCCUGAAAGCUCAGAUGAGCAACUUCCUGGCUUCCACCACCAACCAGCAGGAGAUCGCCUCCCUGGAUGCCAAGAUUCACGAGACCAUUGAAUCCAUCAACCAGCUGAAGACGCAGCGUGAUUUCAUGCUGAGUUUCAGCAACAACCCGCAGGAUUUCAUCCAGGAAUGGAUCAAAUCCCAGAGGAGGGACCUCAAGAUCAUAACGGAUGUGAUUGGGAACCCCGAGGAGGAGCGGCGAGCCGAGUUCUACCAGCAGCCCUGGGCGCAGGAGGCUGUGGGCAGACACAUCUUCGCCAAGGUCCAGCAGCGUCGGCAGGAACUGGAACAAGUGCUCGGGAUCCGCCUCACCUAAGGGGCCGGCGGGGGCUCGGGAGCUCCUUCUCCUCUCCCUGCUGCCUGAGCCUGACGGUACUUCUUACUGGAAUCAAAUACAGCACUUGCACAAACCCUACGUGCCUGGAGGGAUUCGGAGCCACUCGCACCCCUGGGCUCCCCUCGGCCGGGAAGCUCUAGCCGCAGGCAGAGCACAGCGGAGGGUCCCCCGGUUCCCCCCAAAGUCCCGCUGCAGCCCUUCUGCUGCAUUAACGCAUCCUGCUUUUGCAUUGUGCCGUUUGCCUCUUCCCCGUAGCACUGACCGCAGCCCUCCUGCUCGCUCCCCUCCUCUGGCCAAAAGCCCUCCUGGAGUUGCUGCCCGUGCCGACCAGGAGCCGCUGCCUGCCCUGCCAGCCCUCCCUGAGCCCAGCUGCCUCGAAGGCAGGCCCGGCCCUGCCCCUCUUCAACCAAAGUUUUGUCAUUCCAAACGCCAGCCCCCCCCCCGCUGGUGCCCGAUGUUUUGCACUAUUUUUGUGAACAGGUUUUAUAGAAAAAAGGAAGCGUUUUGUACAGUGGGUUUGUAUUUGAUUAAUAUAUUGAGUUCCUCUUACUGCACUCAUUGCCUCAAUCUAUGCAGUGGUUCGUGGUGUUCUCAGAGGGCUGGCUCGGCCCAAGCUGUUCUUUUUAUACGUAACCAAGUUUUUUAGCAUUAAGUUUUUGACAAUCAGUUGAUUACUCCACCCCCCCCUGCUGUUUUACAUAAUUAGCGACUCAUCUUGUGAGCGAUAUGAGGUGUCAGGGGGGGCAGAGGGGGUAGCUCUGCCCCCGGCAGCCUGUGGGCAGCAGGGUCACUGGGCUCUGAGCACACCCCACCAGUCAGUGGGGCACCAAGAGAACUGGAGAUGCUGGGGAGGGAGGGGACCACAGCACUGGGGCUGAGGGGAUGGUGCCACCACCCACCGGACCCGCUGAAGUGCCUUAACCCCGCUGGCCCCCUGCCCGCAGGCUCCUCAGCCCGGCCGGAGCAGCUCUGCCUCCUCCGGGUGGUCACAGGCAGAGGGGAGGGGGGGGCGUUUACAUAUUCCCAGGGUGUACGGCUCAGGGGUGCCUGCUCUGCCUCUUGUGUAACCAUUUUUUGUCUAUUUUGGAUAUUUUCUAAUAAAACCAGUUAGCAGCA
Molecule: messenger RNA, 2771 nt
Organism: Aquila chrysaetos chrysaetos
Lineage: Eukaryota; Metazoa; Chordata; Aves; Accipitriformes; Accipitridae
Gene: SMARCD2
Product: SWI/SNF related, matrix associated, actin dependent regulator of chromatin, subfamily d, member 2
Exons: 13
Coding region: 129-1634 (501 amino acids)
Biological process (GO): regulation of transcription by RNA polymerase II
Cellular component (GO): SWI/SNF complex; nucleus
Source: RefSeq, a predicted model, not a curated record